AUGCUGUCGGGUGCUGAGUCAGCAGCGCUUCUGUCCGCGCUGGCAGAAGACAAGUCCUUCAAAUCCAACGCCGAUGCCUUUUCCCGCGCUUUUCCUCCCACCCGUCGUUUCACCGCCUGCUGCGCCCUCGCCAUGCUCCUUGAGGUGGGUGGCGUCAGAUCCAUCCCUGCCAGCCAUAGAGGGCUGCUUCGCCUAGAUAUCUCCACAGAUGCCUGUCAACGUGGCAUCAGAGCCAUCUCUGCCGGCCAUAGAGCGCUGCUUCGCGCUCAACCUGCUCUCACACUCAAUGGCGGAUUUUCCCAGCAAGUCAGCUCAGGACUAUGUGCAGCACUUCAAUCCGCCCAACCAGGUGGGUGA
Molecule: messenger RNA, 357 nt
Organism: Closterium sp. Naga37s-1
Lineage: Eukaryota; Viridiplantae; Streptophyta; Zygnematophyceae; Desmidiales; Closteriaceae
Source: the annotation of a GenBank genome assembly